This is a messenger RNA of Engraulis encrasicolus (European anchovy), 1819 nucleotides long. RefSeq names its product inhibitor of growth family, member 2 (gene ing2). The coding region runs from base 165 to 1115 and encodes 316 amino acids. Gene Ontology annotation, biological process: positive regulation of DNA-templated transcription. Gene Ontology annotation, cellular component: nucleus. The record is from RefSeq and is a predicted model, not a curated record. The transcript has 2 exons. Lineage: Eukaryota; Metazoa; Chordata; Actinopteri; Clupeiformes; Engraulidae.
UUGAAGGAAUUACAACCAAAGAGAGGGUUGGACUGCAUAGCCCCGGAAAGAAUACGGCAACACCACAAGGAUUUUGUGAACAUACUAUAUUCGGUUUCUUUGGGGUUUCUUUCGAAGUUGUUUCUUUCAAGCAGCAGCUGUCUGCUUGAUGCAUCUCAAUCACGAUGUUGGCGCAUUAUCCAAAUGUGGAAAAAUCCCAGUUGGUCAGCUAUGUUGAAGAUUACCUUGAAUGUGUUGAGACUCUCCCUUUGGAAGUACAGCGGAAUGUUUCAUUGCUUUUGGAAAUCGACACAAAGUAUCAAGAGGUCCUGAGCGAGGUGGACGAUGUGUACGAGCGCUACAAGGGCGAGACGGACGCCGGCCAGCGCAAGCGGCUCCAGAACCAGCUGCAGCGCGCCCUCAUCAGCAGCCAGGAGCUGGGCGACGAGAAGAUCCACAUCGUCACCCAGAUGCUGGAGCUGGUGGAGAACCGCUCACGCCAGAUGGACUCCCACACGCACUGCUUCAGCGGCGACGCCAGCGAGGAGCGCUCCCAGGUGGAGAAGCUGCGUCACGACGGGCCCAGCAGCGUGGCAGGUGGGGCCAGCGGAGCCGUUGGAGGAAGUAGUGGUGGUGGUGGUAGUGGUGGUAGCGGUGGGGGAGGAGGAGGAGGCGGUGGCGGCGGUGGAGGGUCGACAUCGUCAGGGUCCCUGCCUGAGAGAUCUGCCCGCAGGCCGCGUCGCCAGCGCAACAGCGAGAGUCGGGACUCGUGCCACGGCGCCAACGGGGCACUGGAGGACACGUUGGAGGAGGCGUCCACCCCGCCGCGGGAGAAGAAGUCCAAGUCGGCCAAGAAGAAGAAGCGCACCAAGGCCAAGCAGGAGCGCGAGGCCUCGCCCGUGGAGUUCCCCAUCGACCCCAACGAGCCCACCUACUGCCUGUGUGAGCAGGUGUCUUACGGAGAGAUGAUUGGCUGCGACAACGAGCAAUGCCCCAUCGAGUGGUUCCACUUCACCUGUGUCGGACUUACUUACAAGCCAAAAGGCAAGUGGUACUGCCCCAAGUGCAGAGGUGACAAUGAAAAGACCAUGGACAAAAGCACUGACAAGCCUAAAAAAGACCGUCGGUCGAGGUAGUACCUUCUGGUGGAGUAAGUGUGUUCUGUUAUGUUUAAAGCUGUGAGUGAAACGGGAGAGAAUGGAAUGGGAAGAGAGUUGCGUAGUGUAACUGUGUCACAGUGCACACAAUCACAUUUGAGGGAGCACUGGACUGUGCCAUCAAGCUAUGGACCUAUCGCUGGGAGAUUUUACCCCCUGAGAUCUCUGCCAAGUAUGUUUUUCGCCAAAGGUUUUCAAACCGGUGCUGACACAAAACACGUUGGGAUGUACAGUGGAGUUGGUUAAACCAGGUGACCUCCUUAUUUUACCGUCAGAAGGACCAAGAGGAGACCAGAAGCUAGAAAUACUGCCACCCAAAAUUCUAUUUCAGAGAGAAUAUAAUAUCCAGUUCUUUACUCAACUUGGCAAAGAUUUGAUAGGAUGUACGUUGGUGUUGAGCGCCAUGUGAAAAGCCACCUAAGAGGUGGAAGCCUGCAGUGUUUUGACAGGGGUUCAACUUCUGACCGUUCUAUUGUUGCUAUGUUUUAUGGUUCUUGCACAAGGUUUAGAUCAUUAGAGUUACACUAUGUCUGAGCUCUUAAUUUCUUCUCAUCUCCUUAAAGUGGAAUACUGGUCAUCCUCUGUCUUCCGGACAAGUCAAUUCCACUGUUGCAUAUUUUGUGUUGUGAUGUUUGUAAGAGAUUUUCGAGUUUAUUGUAUUUAAUAAACCUGUGCUUGCAAUG